This is a messenger RNA of Malania oleifera, 2870 nucleotides long. RefSeq lists its product as uncharacterized. The record is from RefSeq and is a predicted model, not a curated record. NCBI's taxonomy places the organism in Eukaryota, Viridiplantae, Streptophyta, Magnoliopsida, Santalales, Ximeniaceae. Bases 133 to 2508 code for a protein of 791 amino acids. The transcript has 4 exons.
AUCAUGGUAUGCUGUUCUUGUGCUUGUCGAUUUUGGGUUUGAGGUUCCAUUGGUUCAUAAUUCAUAUACUUUGCGUUUGAAGUCUCAAGCCAAGGCUGUGAAGUUGAUAUUGCAGGGUUUGGGAAUCUGAACAUGGGAAAUGAGAUGGGCAACAGCAACAUAACUGGGCUCCAAGAAGAAGAAAAGACUAAGGUGGUCGAGGCUCCAAAGAAGUAUUUGCAGGAAGCUGUUAAAGCUGAUGAUGUGAAGGAAGACAAUCACGCGGUUCCUCUUGCAGAAGAUGAAGAUUUUUCCAAGAAAUCAGCUGCAGGGAAGGGUGAAACUGGCUUUCACUCAUCUCCUGAAGGGCCAGUAGAAUCAAAUGACACAGGUGGUGAAAACAGUCCUGGCACCCAACAGAUAUAUUCAUCCAAAGAUUUGAUUGAUCAUGGAAAGCCAGUAGAGUCAGUAAUGGAGGAUGAUCAGCAGGAAUUGGAAACAAAUGAUCAUCAAAUUCAGGAAAAAAUGUCCACAACGAGAGACAAUGAAACAGACAGAGAAGAAGAAACCAAUUAUACAAUCUGUGACACAUUAUCUGCAUCACAGAGUCCAGAACCUCUAGAAUCUGUUGAUCCAAACUUGGAACAACAUGGAAUGGGUGAAAUUCAUGAUUCCUUAUCAGAGAAAGACUCUGGUGGUGAAUCGCAAGGAAGUGAUGAAAUUAUCCAAUCAAGCCUAUCGUCUGAAAGUGAGGAGAAAGCGGAUUUGUUGGAUACGGAAAUGAUAGGGAGUCUAGCUGAAAGUGCUGUUUCCGUAACAGAUCCAAAAGUAGAAAAGGGUAGGAAUGACUCGAUAGCAAAAGAAACGAAAUCCCAAGAGUGGGGAAUACUAGAUAGGAGUAUCUGCAUUGAGAAAUUUGAAACUGCAGAGGGAGAAGAGGUGGGAAAUGGUUUGAGCAAAACAUCAAACUUUCAAAGUGAUACCAGUAAGGAAUCUGAAGUAGGGUUCUUCAAUGAGAUGAAUUUAUGCACAGACUAUUUGUCUGUUUUGAAACCAGAAGUCCUUCCUCCCACCGAUUCCCUAUUUAGUACAGACCAGAAGGUUUCUGGACCUAACGGAUCAGAAAAUGAAUUGAACACGCAUGAUCCAAUCCCAACCCGGUUAUGUGAGGACCUGUUGAAAGAAAUGGAGACUGGCGAGGCAAAUGGGAGGGAUUCGUCCACUGAUAUGAAUUUAAAUAGGGACGAUUUCCCUGUUUGGGAACCGGAAGUCAUUCCUCCCCCUGAUAUGCUGGUAAACUCCUAUCAAAAUGUUCUGGAGCCUGAAGAAAAGCAUAUGAUUGAUCCUGAAGAAACAAAAUUGAUUGGGAAUGAAUCAGAAGUGAAUGAGCAUGAUCCAAUCCCAACCCAAUCUUGUGAGGAGUGGACUAAAGAAUUGGAGACUGAUGGGGCAAAUGAUUUUCAGUCAGAAUUUAUGCAAAUUGCAUUUGAUCAUGGCAGCGACGGAAUAGAAAUUUUGAUUGAGGACUGUGAGAUUGAGGCAGCAAAAGCGAACAAGAGCAAUGAGCAAAUUGACUCGUGCGACAACAUGAUGACUUCAGACUCCCAGGUCACUGAGAAUGGUGACCGGGUCGAUUUGUACUGCAUAAACCUGGGAUCAGUUUCACGAGAAAACUGCAAGGAGUCAAAUGGUGAUUCGGAGAACAUGGUUUCUGUUUCUGGAAAUGGAAUAGUUCCUAGUGAGUCAACGGCCGAGGACUACACCAAGGAUGGAGUGCAGCUAACAGAGAGGAACAUUGUUAUAAAUGUAAUGGAGAGAGAAAAAGAUGCCUAUGCAAUGCAAAAUGAAACGGGCGGAGAAGAAACAGCUGAGCAGUGUUUUUCCCAUGAGAUUGAAGUAGCAGAAAAAGUACUCUCUCCAUCUCCAGCUAAUCCAGUCCAGUCCCAAGAUUACAAACAGGACAGUGCCACGAGAUCUGAAACUGUGCAAGAGAUCGUAACAUCAGGACGGUAUGAAGCAGAAAGGCUCAGCACUGAAUCAAGUCCUGAUAACCUGAACAGUAAUGUUGAGAUGCAAAAAUCUCCAAGCUUCAGCUUGGAUCUCCAAACCGAAGAGAAGACCGAAAUUUCCGAUCAAACUCCAUUAUUAUAUCGGGACAAGAUUGUAACCUUAUCUGGCCAGGUUGAUGCUAGUCACAAAAAACCAAUUGUGAAAGCUGAAUACUGUCGAGACAAGUUACAGAAUCGAGAGACACCGGUGCAAGAGAAAAUCAACAUUUCAGAAAGAAGUGAUUCUGAGAAGAUGAAGACACCAUUGCUUGGGUUUUUGAAAGAAGAGGAAGAAUCCCACAUUGCAGUCUCAGCACACAAGCAGGAUAGCCUUUUUUCUGCAAAGAUGACUAGUAAGGAAGUGUGCAACACAUCUGCUAAGAAAGCUGCGUCUACCUCACCAAAAGGAAGGGAGAAGCGCAAACCGAGGUCAUCCCUCUUCGGCAAUUGCAUGUGCUGUGCUACUUUGAAUACCUUGUGAAGUUGCUAAUUCUUCGAACUUUUAUUUUUUUUUCCUUUGAUUUGUUUUGGAUGGAUUUUCUUUCUGAAUUCUGAUCAGGAGAGAGGCUGGAGUUUGGUGGAUAGAUUUGACAAAAUGGAGAAGAGUGAGCAUCCUUUUUUUUCCUUAAUUUUCCUCAUUUCUUUCUGUCUCAACACUCACAUUGUUAGAGAUGUAUGUUCUUCCUUCGGAGACUGCAACUCUUUUGUGUUCUUUGCUUGUAUGCUUGUCAGAAAAGCUGUGAGUUUCAAGAGGAGGCUGUAAUUUAGGCAACUAUGCUGCCGUGAUUGUAAUUUUAAGUGGUUUAAUACUUUUUAUAUACCAUUAUACAUAUUGAUGGCUAA